UACUUGUGUGCAACCUCAAGAACUCCCAUAGCCCAUCCUGCAUGCAAAUGUGUCGCCCGUAUUUUUCUUCUUUUUCUUUUUUUAUUUACACUUAUCUCACGUACAGGAUAUUUUUACCUCCUACGGCUGCGUCGCGUCGUAUAUAAAGUCGCGGGAGGAUUCGCUUCGAACGCGCACAACUGCGUUGCAUCUUGGAACCGCGAGGUCGAUUUUAGUCGAAAAGAAAACCGGUGAACGAUCAGUUUCCGUUCAAAGCCGUCGAGUGAAAGCGGAACUUUCUCACUCGAAGAUCGAUCGUAUCGGAAAAUUGUAUCAGUAUCGCGAUAGUUAAUUUGGAAAUUAAAACAUUCUUCAAAUUACUUGGAACUUGUGUGCAUUCAAAAAAAGAAUUAUUACAGUGGUCACGGAUGGACAAAAGAUAGUGAGAGUUAUUGAAAAUUGGUAAUUGGAAAUUGUAGUUUAGGAAAGGAUAGAAUUUGAGAAGAAAUUAGAAAUUGUGAGAAACCGAGGGUAAAAAUUGAAUAUUUUUAAAAAGAGGGUAUGGAUAAUCCUUAGGGGUAGUCUUUAAGAUUGCACGAUUUUUCUACCACUUGUUGCAACGUUUGAUAAGUUCUGUCUUCAAUGGUUGCCAAAAUGAAAUCGAAUUCCAUGAUGAAUGCUGUUCUUCUGCAUCUUCUUCUUCUUCUUCUUCUUGAAAGCGUUUGUGCCACUGAGAAGAUGCGAUACGAUGGAUACCAGUUGUACAAAAUAUUCGUGCCGGAUAACAGUAAGUUUGAGCUGUUGACUAAUAUGCAGAACACCGAUGGUUAUCAUUUCUGGCUACCACCGAAGAUCAACGAUUCCGCGAACAUAAUGAUUUCACCUACGAAGAUCCAGGAAUUUAUGGAGACUGUUAAUGCGACGAAACUUGAACCAGAAUUGAUGAUGGACGAUGUGCAGAAGUAUAUCGACGAUGAGAAUCCCCGUCGUAACUUAAGGGGUGACUUCGAUUGGCUGGGUUAUCAUCGCCUGAGCUCUAUCUAUCGUUGGCUGGAUUCUCUCAUCUCUCAGCAUCCUAAACUCGUGUCGUCGAUAACUGGAGGACGCAGUUUCGAAGGAAGAAGUAUCAGAGGAGUGAAGCUCUCCUACAAACAAGGAAAUCCUGGUAUAUUUAUCGAAGGCGGAAUACAUGCCAGGGAAUGGAUAUCACCAGCUGUUGUCACGUACAUCCUGAACGAACUGAUACUCAGUGACGAUCCUCGUGUUAGAUACAUGGCGGAGUCAUACGACUGGUACUUUUUCCCUGUAUUCAAUCCGGAUGGUUACGAGUACACCCAUACUACGAAUCGUCUUUGGCGGAAAACUAGAAGACCUAGUGGAAGAGGCUGCUAUGGGUCUGAUCCGAACAGAAACUGGAAUUUCCACUGGGCAGAGGGUGGUACCAGUCGAAAUCCAUGUAGCGAGAUAUAUCCUGGUAACAAGCCUUUCUCUGAAACAGAAACCAGUACCAUGUCACAGUACAUCGACAGUAUCCACGACAAAAUAUUUUCCUAUGUAGCAUUUCACAGUUACAGUCAAUUGUUGCUCAUUCCUUAUGGCCAUUCGAACCAGAGGGUCGACAACUAUGACGACUUAUUCCAAAUAGGGAACCACUCUAUAAACGUUCUGUCGAAGAGAUACGGAACGCGAUACAAAGUUGGAAAUAUCGUAGACAUUAUAUAUGUUGCAUCUGGAGGAUCUAUGGACUGGGUACGAGGAACUUACAAUAUUCCAGUGACAUUUACCUACGAGCUUCGAGACAAGGGAAGAUACGGCUUCAUUCUGCCAGCAAGCCAGAUUAUACCAACUGCGGAAGAAACUUUGGAUUCCUUGGUUGCCAUGUUCACGGAAGCUGCAAAACUUGGCUAUGGUUCAUCAAAAACUAGCACUAUAUAGGAUUUAGUUCCCAAGUUUUCAUAUUAUUUAAUAA
Molecule: messenger RNA, 1948 nt
Organism: Eufriesea mexicana
Lineage: Eukaryota; Metazoa; Arthropoda; Insecta; Hymenoptera; Apidae
Product: zinc carboxypeptidase
Exons: 5
Coding region: 622-1914 (430 amino acids)
Biological process (GO): proteolysis
Molecular function (GO): zinc ion binding; metallocarboxypeptidase activity
Source: RefSeq, a predicted model, not a curated record